Molecule: messenger RNA, 1359 nt
Organism: Lotus japonicus
Lineage: Eukaryota; Viridiplantae; Streptophyta; Magnoliopsida; Fabales; Fabaceae
Exons: 1
Coding region: 1-1359 (452 amino acids)
Source: RefSeq, a predicted model, not a curated record
AUGUCUGAAGCAUCAGGGAAGCACGAUUCUAUCAAGGCCAAGGUUGAAAGAACUCCACUUGGUGUGAAAUGCAUAGGCCUCAAGAGUGGUUCAUCAGAUUCAAAGAAGAAGUUUGAGAAGAAGACGACCAAGAUUCCAUCAAGAAAGGUGUAUCAAUCUCAGGCUCGUGAUAAGACUACCUCAAAUGCUCCUAUUAUUGAGGAUGUCACAGAUCAAGAAGAACUUUCUGCUGAAAACUCUCCCAUUGGUUCCAAUCAAGAUGUUGUGCCCGAUGUUAGGGCUUCUGUACCUGCAGAUGUUUCAAAUCAAGAAAUUUAUGGGAAGGAAUCCACUGCUCGUGAAGAUUCAGGUGUACCCACUCAUUCUGAUGGUUCUUCUUCUCCUUCGAAAGAGGAUGAACCAGUGCAUGUGACCAUUGAUGAUUCUCAGUCCAAGGAAUCAAGCCAGGCUCCUGCCUCUGUUCAGAACAUCUCUGAUGAUGACUCUGAUGAUGUUCCUUUAACUGCUUCUCUGCCUGAUAGUGUUGCUGCCAGAAUCAAGAGAAAAAGAAGGGUUCCUGAUGUUGAAGAAUCUCCUUCUCCAAAGAAAAAGACUAAGUCCACUCCAACAACUUCCAAGUCUAAGCAAAAAUAUGUGAAGAGAAAAGGUAAGCAACAGGAAGUAAAAUCCAAGAGUGUCAAGAAGAAGAAGGUUCCAGUUGCUGCUGAGGAAUCUGGGUCAGAUGUUGAGGGGGAUGUCGAGGAAAUCUUGCCUUCUCAGAAGAAGAAAUAUGCAGGAAAACGCAUUCCUCAGAAUGUCCCUGCUGUUCCUAUUGAUAAUGUGUCCUUUCAUGCUGAAUGUAAUGUUCAGAAGUGGAAGUAUGUGUGUCAACGCAUAGUUGCCAAGGUAAGGGAAGUUGGCUCUGAUGUACUUGAGUGCAAGGAAGUGGUUGCACUAAUUGAAAAUGCUGGACUAAAGAAGACCAUUCUCAAGGUGGGAAGGUGUUAUGAAAAACUGGUGAGAGAAUUUCUGGUGAAUCUGUCUGUGGAAGUGGGACUUCCUGAAAGUAUUGAGUUUAGAAAGGUGUUUGUCAGGGCAAAAUUUGUUGAGUUCUCCCCUGCUGUGAUCAACAAAGCACUUGGUAGAAGUGCUGAUGAGUUUGUUUAUGAGGAGGUGUCUUUGGAUGUGAUUGCCAAGGAGAUUACUGCUGGCCAAGUCAAGAAGUGGCCCAUCAAGAAGUUGCUGACUACAGGAACACUGAGUGUGAAGUAUGCCAUCCUAAACAGGAUUGGGGCUGUGAAUUGGGUUCCUAACCCAACAUACUUCUGGAGUUUCUACUGCUCUUGCCCGAUUGAUCUACAAGAUUGGCACUUCUACUGA